AUGGCUUCUGACAAUUUGACACUUCUUUUGGUCGGUUCUGGCGGUCGUGAACAUGCUAUCGCAUGGAAACUCGCUCAGUCAAAGAAGGUACAGCAAAUUUAUGUUGCGCCAGGUAACGGAGGUACUUCAAACAACAAUAAAGUGACAAAUGUACCUAUUGGUGUUGGCGAGUUUGAAAAGCUGAUCGAAUUUGCUAUUCAGCAUGAGGUUGAUAUGGUUAUUCCAGGUCCUGAGCAACCCAUAGUAGAUGGUAUUCAAGCUGUUUUCAGAAAGGUGGGCAUUCCUUGUUUUGGUCCUUCACCUAAGGCUGCUCAAAUGGAAGGUUCCAAGGCAUUCUCGAAGGACUUCAUGAAGAGACACAAUAUACCUACAGCAGCAUAUGAGAACUUUACUGAUUAUGAAAAGGCUAAAGCUUACAUUGAAUCUAUUGAUCAUAAAAUUGUGCUGAAGGCAUCUGGAUUAGCUGCUGGAAAAGGUGUUUUGAUGCCUGAGAACAAAGAAGAGGCACUUGCAGGAUUGGAAAGUAUAAUGUUGAAGAAAGAAUUUGGCGACGCAGGAAAAGAGAUUGUUAUUGAAGAAUGCUUAGAAGGUGAAGAGUUAUCAUUUUUAACUUUUUCUGAUGGAUACACUGUCGCUUCUUUACCGCCGGCUCAAGAUCAUAAGCGUGCUUUGGAUGGUGAUCUGGGUCCAAAUACGGGUGGUAUGGGCUGUUAUGCACCCACACCAAUUGGAACACCUUCACUUAUAGAACAAGUGCAGCGUACAAUUUUGCAGCCUACCAUUGAUGGCAUGCGUCGCGAUGGCUUCCCUUUCGUAGGCAUGUUAUUCACAGGCAUCAUGCUGACCGCUUCGGGCCCUAAGGUUCUUGAAUUCAAUGUUCGUUUUGGGGAUCCUGAGACUGAAGUUGUUUUACCACUUCUGAGCGACGAUACCGAUUUAGCUGAAAUUAUGUUGGCGUGUGUUGAAGGCCGACUUGAUGCUGUUUCAAUUCAAACAAAGAAUGCGUUUGCAGCAACUGUUAUCAUUGCAUCUGGUGGAUACCCAGGCGCUUAUACUAAAAAGAAAGCUAUUGCUAUCCCUGAAAACACAGAAGGCUCCAUAGUCUUUCAUGCUGGUACUGCAGUCCAAGAUGGUCAAUUAGUAACUGACGGAGGGCGUGUACUAGCAGUUUCUGCCGUUGCUCCAACAUUGCGUGAGGCUGUUGAUAAAGCCUAUGCAGGCGUAAAAUCCAUUGAUUUUGACCAGAUGUAUUAUCGUAACGAUAUAGCCCACAGAGCGUUUAAACAUGCCGAAGAGAGCAGUGAUAAAAAGGGAUUGUCAUAUGCAGAUGCAGGUGUUUCUAUUGAUGCCGGCAAUCUACUAGUACAAAAGAUCAAACCUUUAGUCAAAUCGACGAAGCGCGUGGGCGCUGAUUCCGAUAUUGGUGGUUUCGGCGGUCUCUUUGAUUUGAAGGCUGCAGGAUUCGUUGAUCCCAUUCUUGUUUCCGCAACUGAUGGUAUUGGUACCAAGCUUAAAAUUGCUCAGGAGUGUAAUAUUCAUAAUACGGUCGGCAUCGAUCUUGUUGCUAUGAAUGUAAAUGAUCUUAUUGUGCAAGGUGCUGAACCACUGUUUUUCCUUGAUUACUUUGCUUGCGGUAAACUAGAGGUUGAUGUUGGAAGAGAUUUUGUAGCUGGUGUAGUUGAAGGAUGUCUUCAAUCUGGAUGCGCGCUUGUAGGCGGUGAAACAGCCGAAAUGCCUGGCUUAUACGCUUUGGGUGAUUAUGACGGGGCAGGAUUCACAGUAGGAGCUGUGGAGAGAGACCAGAUAUUACCACGUCUCAAUGAAAUAAAACAGGGAGAUAUUGUGCUUGGUUUGCCGUCUUCCGGCGUGCACUCCAACGGUUUCUCACUUGUUCGUAAAAUUGUAGAAUCUCAACCUGCCUUGAAUUACAAAAGUCCUUGUCCUUGGGAUACCUCAAAGACACUAGGUGAAGGCUUAUUAGUUCCUACUCGUAUUUAUGUCAAGCAACUAUUACCUAUUGUAAGAAAAGGAUUGAUCAAGGCCAUGGCUCAUAUUACAGGUGGCGGUUUUCUUGAAAAUAUACCCCGCGUUAUGCCAAAAAAUCUUGGUGUAGUCGUUGACGCUAGAUCAUAUGAGUUACCACCCAUCUUUAAAUGGUUGAAACAAGCUGGCGGUCUCUCUUCCCAUGAGAUGUCCCGCACUUUUAAUUGUGGUGUGGGUAUGAUUUUGGUCGUGAGUCAAGAAAAUGUUGCAGAUGUCACUCAAUUAUUGCAAGAAAACCAUGAAGAAGUAAUUAAGCUUGGUUAUGUUACUGACAUUAAUGAGUUGAAUGGUAAAGAAGUUGAAGUCCGUAACAGUGAUACUUGGUAG
Messenger RNA from Mycotypha africana, 2370 nucleotides. RefSeq names its product phosphoribosylglycinamide synthetase. Gene Ontology annotation, cellular component: cytosol. The transcript is spliced from 8 exons. The record is from RefSeq and is a predicted model, not a curated record. Gene Ontology annotation, biological process: adenine biosynthetic process; 'de novo' IMP biosynthetic process. Lineage: Eukaryota; Fungi; Mucoromycota; Mucoromycetes; Mucorales; Mycotyphaceae. Bases 1 to 2370 code for a protein of 789 amino acids. Gene Ontology annotation, molecular function: ATP binding; phosphoribosylamine-glycine ligase activity; metal ion binding.